Molecule: messenger RNA, 4149 nt
Organism: Octopus bimaculoides (California two-spot octopus)
Lineage: Eukaryota; Metazoa; Mollusca; Cephalopoda; Octopoda; Octopodidae
Product: Na(+)/H(+) exchanger beta
Biological process (GO): regulation of intracellular pH; proton transmembrane transport; potassium ion transmembrane transport
Cellular component (GO): plasma membrane
Molecular function (GO): potassium:proton antiporter activity; sodium:proton antiporter activity
Source: RefSeq, a predicted model, not a curated record
UGCUGUGCAUGUGACUAGGUGUGUACUCCAACCAGGAUUAAAUGUAGAUACGGCAUGACAACCUCCCCCACAACCAAGAUAUUUUUCUCAUUAUCACUUUUCUCUUCCAAAGAAAUAUUUUAUUAAGAAAACAGUCACUGUGGCAGACGACAGACAGCAAACGGCAGACGAUUUCGUACCGGCCAUUAAUUUAUCGUCUGCUUGCAGAAUUCACUGAAGAACCAACUCAGGUUUAACCCAUUUUCUACAUUAGUUAUUUGCAAUGUAUUUUACAUGGCAUGCAUUAUUAGUCUGCCUGAUUUUCCUGGCUAAAAUAUCGACAUCUGUAAGUAUAACCUUAACGAAAGUGACUCCAAAUGGAAACAACAAACUUUUGUCAACGAUCCUUAAUUCAAGCAUAUCAAAUACAUCACCAGCCAAAGUGAAUUCAAACUUGCCAUAUUUUAGUACCAGCAAAUUUAUAUCAGCUAUACAAACGAACCCUGGAAAUUUUACAACAAAAGUAUUCAGUGCUUCCCCACAGACAAACAUCAAGGUUCCACCACAAACACAGAGCUCCAAUAGUUCAGUUUUCCAAACAACUCCUUUCCAGCAGACAUCUGAUCUGGUGACAUUAUGGGGAAAUGGAAGUUCCAAUAAUGAGGUGACCACAUCAGGACAAAACCUCAAUAAAACUGUUGGCAGGAUCAUCAUUAGCCAUCAGAUCCACCUGGUUCAGUUUAACAUUCAGCAUACUUCAGUCAUUCUAUACAUUGCUUGCACAACUUUAGCUGCUGUCUUCCUGGCUGUCGGUUUCCAUCAUUGCCACAGACUGGCCAGGUAUAUACCCGAAUCAUGUUUCUUGUUGUGCUUAGGAAUAGCAUUUGGAUGCGUUGUAAGAUUUACUUCACUUGAUGAACUUAUACCAGAAACAUUUUCACCAGAUGUAUUUUUCCUGGCCUUACUUCCUCCUGUUAUUCUGGGAGCUUCGUAUAGUCUGAACAAUCGGAUUUUCUAUGAUAAUCUUGGUGUUGUUCUUCUAUUUGCUGUUCUUGGCACAGCAGUGGCCUGUUUUAUAAUUGCACCGAUAUUGUAUGGUCUGUCACAAACACCAGCCUUAAAUCUUCCAAAAGAACAUCUGCUCACACAAAUAUUUCUGUUUUCUGCCCUUAUUGUUGCAGUGGAUCCUGUUGCAGUUUUGGCUGUGUUUUCCGAAUUGGGAGUCAAUAAACCCUUGCAUAUUGUAGUCUUUGGAGAAUCCCUUUUGAAUGAUGGUGUCAGUGUGGUUCUGUACCGAGUUAUGGAAAACUUCCAUCAGAUGCCGGAAAUUACCGGUAAAGAUAUUGGUUUUGGCUUCCUCAAGUUCAUCGUUAGUGCUGGAGUUAGUUCUUUGAUGGGUUCUUUGAUUGGUAUUUUCUCCACAGUGGCCUGCAAGUUCACCUAUGUCAAACAUGUGUUGGAACCAGCCAUCCUUAUAAUUUCGGCCUACCUGUCCUAUGUCUUAGCUGAGUCAUUUGAAUUGUCAGGAAUUAUAUGUAUGAUUGUAUGUGGCCUGUUCCAAGCUCAAUAUGCCUUCCACAAUAUCAACCCUAAAUCACGAACUAAUUUAAAAUUCAUCAUCAAAACAAUAGGGCUGGCAGCGGAAUUAGUGAUAUUCGUAUUCUUGGGCAUUUCUGUAGCUCGGACCAGACAUGUAUGGAAUGUUGGUUUUAUAAUCUGGAGUCUGGUGGCUUGCAUCUUCUCAAGGACACUGAUUACACUUGUCUUUUCCUAUUUUAUCAAUAAAUUCCAUGGUGAAAGAAUGAAAAUUUUCUCUCUCAAAGAACAGCUAGUAAUGUCAUAUGGAGGCCUCCGUGGUGGUGUGGCAUUCUCCUUGGCACUAGAACUUUCUGAGGAACAUGUAUCUCUACGUGGUAUGUUCCUCACAACUGUAUUGAUGAUUAUACUUUUCAAUGUUGUCAUCCAGGGAAUUUCUAUACGUCCUCUGAUAAACAUAUUAAAAGUUCAACGGGAGGAGAAGGCAAAGAAAAACUUACUCAGUACCAUCAAUCAUCAGUUAACUGAUAGUAUGCUGCAACUGGUAGAGAAGAUAUCUGGACAUUCUGGGAAGAAUGUAUGGAGGAAAAAACUAGAGAAAUUUGAACUGACUUACAUUCAACGAUGUCUUUUGAAAGAGCCACACCCAACUGUUCUUAAGAUUGGAGAUGUCAACACCAAGAUUGCUAUCAGGAAUGUCUACAGUUCAAUGAGUUCCUUGUCAUCCCAUCCAAAUAUUGAGGAGCGAUAUGUCAGGGACAGAUAUACAAGUUUAGAGCCUGUUCAGUAUGAAUUAAAUGUGGGUAAUGAACGCCCUGGGAAAACUUCCAUUGGAAAAGAACUAAAUGCCAACCAAUUACUGCGAUAUGUAAAAUCUAAAACAAAUUCUGAGAAUUCUACAAAUAAAGAAAUUAGAUUUUAUUUGGGUGAUCAAGAUUUUAAGAAGCCAGAAAAUGGUCACAGAAAUGGCAUCAGCUAUACUGGAGAUUCUACAGAAGAUAUUUCGGGUAAUAUUGAAUCAAUAUCAAGAUUGUAGCAGAAACCCCAUUUUAUUUUAGAUGCCAAUACUCCAAUAUCAUAUGAUAUUCUGCUGGAUCAUCGCAGACUUGUACAGAAAAGUAGAUUUUUGGGUUGAGAGGGAAAUAGAAUCUGCCUCCAAUUUGUUCAGUCAAUUCUCUCAUUUUUUUCUAAUAUUCAGAAGAAAAAAUAUAAUUUUAAAAUAGAAUAACCAAAAUGAACUCAUUUUCGCUAUUUCUGAUUCCAUCGUUCAGGAUUCUUCAAAAAUGGUUACUUGAAAGUUGGAUUUAUUGAUUUUCUUAUUUAUCUGAUACUUUAGAAAUGGUCAAAUUAAAAUGAUCAAAACUGUCGAUAUCCAACCUCAUUUACUCAACUAUAUAAUGUCUGUGGUUAGAAAGUCCCAGUUGCUAUUGGCAUUUGUAGAUAUACACAGACUGAGCAGACACAGAUUUUAGAUACUGACUGAGUAGACAUAGUAUAUAUGCUGGCUGGUUAGACACAGUAUGUAGGUGUUAAUUUGAUUGAUACAGUGUAGUUGCUGACUGGAUAGACACAAUGUGUAGAUGCUGAGUAGAUAGAAAGUGUAGUUUCCCUCUCUCUGUCUUUAUAUAUGUAUUUGUGUAUGUGUGCAUGUGCAUGUGCGUGUGUGUGUGUGUGUGUGUGUGAGUGUGAGCGUGCAUGUCACAGUCUUCAGGGUUAACAGCUUAUAUAUGACUGUAGAUAUUAACUAGAUAGAUGAUACAGAGUUUGGAUACAGAAUGGAUGUGUAUAGAUAUAUCUGUAAAUGUUGGCUGCAUAGAAAGCACACAACUGCUGAACAGACUGAGAAACUGUGACAGUUGGCUGGGGAGUCUGUAGAUAUUGUCCAGAUAACGAGUGGCAGCAGAUGCUGACAAGAAGAACCCAUAAUCAUUACACUUCAGAGUUUGUGAGGCAUAACUGUGAUCCUUCAUAACUUGACUUCUUCCCUUGGGCAUCAUUCCAUUGAUCCCAGAAAGGAUGAUUUCAAAUUUCAAUCUGAAUGGAACUAUGAAGUACCAAAUCUCCUGUUCCCAGACAACCUUUUAAUAAAAGUCUCACCAAAACUCAGUAAAUAAUGUGUUUUAAUUUUAUAUUUUUAUAUUUCAUGUAAAAUAAAUUCUAAAAAUGUAGAACAAUGGUGGUGGCAUAGCAGAAACACUAAAGUGAUGGGCUCGAGAUGUUUAGCAUUUUCCCUUUGAUGUUUUGAGUUCAAUUCUCAUUAGGGCUGACUUUGCCUUUUGUAUGAAUGCAUUGCAGUUAUAUAUGAGGGUUAGACAUAUGACCUUUGAAUCAGUGCAGUCAUUCCUUGGUGCAUGUAAUGCUUCCCCACAAAUGUAUGGCUUUUUGUACCCGAGUUGGAAAUCAAUAUAUCACAGAAAAUUGAAUCAUUACAAAUGCAGCCUGGAUUAAAACUGGAAACUAUGAUGACUGCCACUGUAGACUACACAGAGAAUCAUUCAGACAAAAGAUUAACCAAACUAACCAGAAACAAUCGAAAAAUCUAAAUCAGUUUGAAUCUGGACCAUUUGGUGAAAUUAAAACAAUAAAGAUUUUUUUUAAUAAAAAGAUAAUUAAAUAUAAGUUUGAUAAAAUUUC